AUGUCAUUGCCAUCGCGACCAGAAUUUGGCAUUCUCGACCUUGAAGGCAAGGAAUACCACAGUUGGGUCUAUGACAUGGAACUCACUUAUGAAAGUAGAGGGAUUCAAGGCAUGUUUGCCGACCCUCCUGCCGUGUUUGCCCCAAUAACCAAGUCUCAGGCUCUCAUCUUUAUGAGACGCCACAUCCAUGCUACUCUCAAGAGGCAAUACUUGAACGUAAAAUAUCCCAAAGAUUUAUGGGACAAACUUCACUUGCGGUACAACAACAUUCAUGAUAAGCUUCUGCUCGAUUUGACAGUCCGCUGGGAAAAUAUCCGUCUAUUGGACUACAAUAAAGUGGAUGAGUACAAUCAGGAUAUGCUUUCUUUGCAAGCCGAUCUUGCCACCAUCGGUGUCAUCAAUACCAAUCAUGAUCAUCUCUUAAAAAUUUUGGAUACUUUUCCAAUCAACUAUGAGGUCCAAGCUCAUACGUACCAUACUCACAUAGAGGAAGGUAAGAUCCGGACUUUUGCCGACUUUAUGGCACUUUUGGCAAAGAAGGGGAGACACUCAGAGAGCUUCCUCAACAAUAAUCAAAGACAUGUUGGCACUAAAAAGCUUGCUACACCAUAG
Argentina anserina (silverweed cinquefoil) is the source of this 612-nucleotide messenger RNA. RefSeq lists its product as uncharacterized. The record is from RefSeq and is a predicted model, not a curated record. NCBI's taxonomy places the organism in Eukaryota, Viridiplantae, Streptophyta, Magnoliopsida, Rosales, Rosaceae. Bases 1 to 612 code for a protein of 203 amino acids. The transcript has a single exon.